Girardinichthys multiradiatus is the source of this 4820-nucleotide messenger RNA. It is a transcript of the gene cep72, whose product is annotated as centrosomal protein 72. Lineage: Eukaryota; Metazoa; Chordata; Actinopteri; Cyprinodontiformes; Goodeidae. The transcript has 15 exons. Gene Ontology annotation, molecular function: protein binding. The record is from RefSeq and is a predicted model, not a curated record. Bases 190 to 1836 code for a protein of 548 amino acids.
CAGCUUUGACCCAACGACUAUUUUAACGUGUUAGAAAAACACAGCAUAAGUUAGAUGUUCUGUAAACAUGUGCAAAACUGUAAACGCAUUUUCUUCCGAAUGUUUACAUCAUUAUGCAGUCUCAUUUUAAACUUCCUCGAUGGAUACUUGUUCUCCGACGGUGCCUGAACGCAGCAAAAGUUCAAAAGUAUGGCGGCGGUGUGUUUGACAACACUAACAGAGCAAUGGAUACGUGACAGACUUCAAUUAAAACAUCCGUUUCUAGGUGAUGUUCGGACGCUGAGCCUCCCAGGGACACAUGAGGAGAAAAUCAGACAUCUUGGAAAAGCUCUGAAUAACUUUGUCCGACUAAAGUCUCUGGAUCUUUCAUACAAUGCUAUCAUCUCAGUGGAGGGGCUGCAGCAUUUGAAAAUGCUGGAAAGGCUGGUGCUUUAUUACAACUGCAUACCAUCUCUAGAGAAAAUAAAAGUGCUGUUUGAGCUGCCGGUUUUACGGGAGCUGGACCUCAGGCUUAACCCUCUGACUAAAAAUUGCCCACACUAUCGUCCACACGUGGUGCACGCCAUGCCCAACCUGCGAAAACUUGACAAUUGCCCGGUCAGGGACACGGAGCGCAAAGCUGCAAUACUUCAGUUCUCUUCUGAACGUCCUUCCCUGCAGCACAGCAGCUUCUCUCUGAACAUACCGCAGGAUCUAAGCGAUGAACUUAUAUUGAAUUUUGUUGAGACAACUCCCAGAGACCAUGGCGAAACUGACUCUGUUCACAAGGAAGUGGAGGAGCUUGAAAGGGAAGACUCAGAUGGCCGUACGGAGCAGAGGAGUUCAACUCCGAAGCAGGAAUUGGCCAAGUCCAUCCUUCGGUAUCCCACCACUAAAAACUAUAUUGCCGAGUCCAAAGACCCACAGAUGAAUACACUACCUUAUAAUAAAGGCUCUACAUCACCUAAAGGAGCUGAAAGACCAAAAGUGUCCUUUGGGCCCGUUUUUGAGAAGCACAGAACUCUGCCUGGAAAACAAAAGCAGAAGGACUCUUCCAACCUAACCAGACAUAAGGCCAAGGGCCAUUUUACCCCAAAUCCUGCUCUAAAUGACCAUUCUGGGUCUUCAUUUGGUGACAUUCGGCCUCCUAGCCCACUGCAUCCCAGUUUGAAUCUCUCAGACCCCUCUAACCCCAUAUUGCAUCCAGCAAGGCUGACCUACUCGAGCUUUAACAAGACAGAAGGGGGAUCCCAGUCACAGACGCAAGCUGAAAAGAAAAAAAAGGGUGGUUAUCGGAAACCCCUGGAGAUGCUCCUAAAUCUGGUGGACAAAUACUGGAGGGGGGAGAGAUCGCUUCAUCAUAACAACAGCUUCCUGUCUCAGGCGGUGCAGAUCCUCUCCAUGAUGGAGAGCGAUAUUUCCAAUAGGGAGGCCGAGGUCAAGACCUUAAGACAGGAUGUGAACGCACUUCGCUUUCAAGCGCUCGCACGAGAGGACGAACACAAAACUGACGUUCGCAACCUCUCUGCCCAGCUGGAGGAAGCUUGUAGAGAGGCGAGCAAAUUGAAUGAGCAGCUAAGGAUCGUGCUGGAGGAGAAUGUCACCCUGCAAAAACAGCUCAUCAAGUUAGAGCGUCAGUAUCUCAAGUCGAUGAUGAAAAGUUCACCGGUUACUCAGAUCCGAGAGGCACAGACAGAGGUGGAGGAGCUGAGGAAAGAGAUUGAGGACCUGAGGAAAAAAGUGCAAGAGUCCGAGAAAGUCCAAGAACUGUCAAAUAUGCUUCAAGAAAGCCACAGGUCCCUGGUGGCUACAAAUGAAUGUUUGCUUGCUGAGCUUCAGGCAACCGGGAAACAUUAAAGCCAAAUGGGAACAAAGUUAUGGACACAAGGAUUGAGCAUCAAAGCAGAAUUAUGCCAAGCUUCUUAUAAGCACACGGUCAGCAGUCCAUCUGCUUUCUGCGUUGCCAUGGAUUGAAUGCAUCAGGACUGCAGCUGCACUGUGACUUUAUUUAUAUGUCUGCCUCGGGCCUGGAGAGCUGCUCACACACGCACACUUUCCUCCUGCAAACCCUCAUACAAGACAUAGCUGAGCGCAUUAGAAACAAGCUGAAUGUAGCUGCUGCUUUUGUCUGAAUUUUACAGGUCACUGGAUGGAUAGUGUGACCACUGCAGAAGCACCGCUGAGAAGCCCAUAAAACAGAUACCUCUUUUCAGCUUAUUUAUUUUCAAUAAUGCAUCAUAAAUCAAGAACACACGUUUAGAGGCAUUGAGAACAAGAAAAAUAGAACACUGCAUGCACUGGGGCACAAUAGUACUUUAAGAGUUAUUAGCAAAAACCAAUAGUUCCUCCACAUUAAAGGUGCACAGUAUUUGGCAUUAAACACAAAAAAAGUACUGGAGCUAACACAGAAAGCCGCUAGUUUUGCACUCGAUGCAUGAUUCUUCAUCAGCUGAGGCUACAGGUAGUGUGUUACACACAAUACUGUCAUCUUGGAAAAAUAUUGUACAAAAAAUUAUUGUAUGCAGUUUACCCUUUUAUCUGGUAGAGUAUGUAAGUAAACAUUAAAACCCUGCUUUUUUCAGGUAAUUACUGUGCCUUCGAUGACAGUAGCUUACAUAAAAGGUACAGACACAUAGGGUAGCAUUAGAGGUAAGCUUACUUUGUACAAGUACAAAUACAUACAGUCAUUGCAGGCAAAUACAAGAUUUGAUCAGGAUGCCACAGUUUCAAUAAUUAGUUUAUUUUAUUUAUUUAUUUAUUUUUACCAAGAAAAUACCUAAGUCUGAGCAGUAGUCUGUAAUCACAUCAGGCACAGCAGUUUAGGGAAAAAAAAGAAACAAACUCUGUCAUCUGUAUGCCUCUGAAUCAAAUGCAAUAUACAUAUCAUGCACAAAGUACAGCAAUACAGAAAAACAUAAAAGUCAGUGUCUUAAAUUAGGCUACGUGGCAGAAACUGUGUCGAAUACAUACACAACCUUACAGCAAAUAUAUUAGAACUACUUUAUAUAAUUCUGAUGAGGAUAUACGGAACAUGUUGAAAAUACAAUCUUGUACAACUGAGCUUAGUAAGCAGGGCAAGAUCGUCUGCUUAAAAUGCAUGUUGCUUUAUUUAUAAUUGAAUACCAAAAGAUCAGAAUAAUGCCUGUUAGAGAUAUAAUUAUGUUUAAAAAUGGAUUAAAAGGGAAGGCCUUUUAUUAUGUUUUACGUAUUAUGAAGAAGCAAAGUUAUGCCACAGAUUUUAAUGCAAAUUGAAGCCUCUAAUAUACUUCCUUGGUCUCAGACUAAUCAUUUCCUUAUGUACGGAAGCCCAGAAAGGCCAGAUACGAAAUUAAAGUGAAGAUACUUGAUUUAUCUUUGAUGCGGAAAACAACGCACCCUUCACAUUCAUUGGCACUCGUAGCAAAGAUGCAAAAGCAUAAAUUCAUAUUUUAGUACAAGAGCAUAACCUGAAACUUGAACAGCACACUUUGGAGAUAUUUUUUACCUCCUUAACCGUAACUAUUUGUAUGUGACGGCAAAAUAAGCUUGGUUCCUCUUCACCUAGUCUUGAUUAUCACAUUUCCAGUUUUGCCCUUUUUAAUUACUGUUCAGAUUGUAGAUACGUUUAGACGAGUAACUAUUUUAUUCCCUAAUAAUGAAGAUCAACAAACAUCUAAUGGCAUGUUCUUUUGUCUUUAUUAUUUUGAAGAGGCUAGGAAAAUUCUUUUUGUCAUGCCAUAUUUAUACCCCAGGGAAAGAGGAAUAGAUUACACUUUGACCAACUCAAAAAGUAAAGUUUGUAAAAGCUUAAUUCAGAUGCAUUUAUUUUCUUUUAGAAAUAAAUAGGGGCACCAGUGACAGUUCUUGUAUAAAUGGUGCCCUUGGUGAGACACUCCUCCUGCUGCGCCUCAAAAUGUAGGAAGUCAAAUGUGAUUCUGGGGUGGGAUUAAAGGCAGUGCAGUUUCUGCACAAAGCACAUAAUUAUUCUGCCUAUUCUGAGCACCACAUAGGGGGCUUCAACUCCCUCUAGACCACUGAUAUAAAACAACACAACACUUGGCCAGUGUGCAACUGACAAAUAAUUUUAUCUGGUGCUCUCCAACCUUGACUAAUGCUGCCCUGGGCAACUGCCCAUAUGAUCCAUCAAAACUAUCAGUGGGGGUACCAGUCAUUUUUGUAAAAGUGGGAUUUUGUAGAGUUUUAGAUUAAGUUUAUUCUCCUCCAAAGAAAAUAUGAAUUUAUUUGAGAACUUUUUCUGGUUGAAAUGUUUUUUUCCCCAGAAAAAGGCAAUCAUUCUCUAUUAGAUUUCCUUAAAAAAAACUAAAAUUAACGAUGUGUUUCUAUUAUUUGGUCAGUUUUAUGGGCUUCCGUACAUAUUAGUAAUAUCUUAUGAAAGAAAAACUGGACAGCAGGCUUCUUUAAACACAGUACCUGAAAAGUGCAAGUGAAAAAAAACAAAUGAGGGAUAAAAGCUGUAAAAGCAAACAUCAGUUAUAUCUGUGUCAAACAAAAAGUGUGCCAGUCGUCUUUAAACCGACACCUUUUUUUCACCAAACAGGGUAAAAGAAAUAUUUCUAAUUUUAAAAAAAAGCAUUUUUCAUCAAACUGUUGUGCUGUUUGUGGCAUGUUGCUCAUUGUGCUCGUUAAAUACUCUGGGGCCCUUACAUAAAGCUCUAGCAGUUCCUCUCAUUGGUUCUCCUCAGUGUUUGGCAGUAACUCGCUAUCAGACAGGAAUGUACCAGCUGGUGAUGACUUUGUAAAAAUACAUGUAAACAGGUUUCCAGUUCUCACACAAAGACAUUUAUUUUGUUUCCCUCACACACACAGACAUACACAUAAAAAUAAAUGGGUUGGGAAAUGUA